Molecule: messenger RNA, 880 nt
Organism: Durio zibethinus
Lineage: Eukaryota; Viridiplantae; Streptophyta; Magnoliopsida; Malvales; Malvaceae
Product: protein CHLORORESPIRATORY REDUCTION 41, chloroplastic-like
Source: RefSeq, a predicted model, not a curated record
UCUUCCAGCAAUCAACAAUAAGACAAAUAGCAGCAAUUGCCAUAGCCUUAUCUUCAACGUUUCACCGAUUAACUUUGGUUUCCACCAAAUCUGCCAUGGCUGCCACUCUACUUCACUUCCCUUCUCUCCCAAACCUUCUUCAUCUAUCAAACCUGUCGAUCUGCAAUUCACCAAGAACACUUCAUUUCACUACCAAAUGCACUUCAAACUCAAACUUAGCACCUGAUCAGUCAGAUUUUCCAUCUCCAAUCUCCCAUGAUACAACCAUAAGUCCAGGCAGUUUCCCCAUUGAAAAACGAAGAAGAUCAGAGAUAAUCAGGGAAAGAAAACCCAGACCAGAAAUUGCAAAGCCUGAACCACCAAAUUUUGAGGUUGGUUGGAGGAGAACAAAGGAGAUACACUUGGAGAAGCCAAAAGGGUAUGUGAUAAUGGAUUUCCUGGAGAAGUUGGAAGGGUUAAUUGAGAGGGAAUUUGGUUCCACUGAACUGUUGGCUAAGGCAGGGGAAAUUGUUGCAGAAAGAGCAAGAGAAGAAGCAGAAGUGUUGAGAGAUGAAGGGAAAGUGGAAGAGAGAAUGGUGACUGAGUUGUUUAGAGUUUUGAGGCUGAUGGAAAUGGAUUUGGCUAUGGUGAAAGCUGCAGUGAAAGAAGAGACUUUGAGUGAGAGGCUUCAGCAGGCUAAGGCUCGCUGCAGGCAAGCCAUUCUUGUUGCCAAUUCUUUUUGAAAGGUCGCAAUAAAUUUCGGCAACGAGAUUAUUUUGUUUUCAAGUUUUGAUGUAUUAGCUUUGUGCCAGAAAUUUGUAGAUUAUAAUCAUCUCGAAGCUGCAUAAUACUGUAGCUUAUGGCAUUGGCAAUGCUUAGUGUACGUUGAGUGGAUUGUAAA